UUCACCGGCGGACGCGCUUCAGCACCAUUCAGGCUGCAGCUGCUGGCUUGUGCAAGGGCCUGCUGCUUCAUUCACACUCCGUUCUCCAAAUCCGUCGCUGAAGUACACUCUCUGCACAUUACUCACUAUGGCUAAUCGGGAGGAUUUAGUAUAUCAAGCUAAGCUUGCUGAACAAGCAGAGAGAUAUGACGAAAUGGUUGAGUCCAUGAAGAAGGUGGCUGGGAUGGAUGUCGAGCUCACAGUUGAGGAGAGAAACCUGCUGUCGGUGGCCUACAAGAAUGUUAUUGGAGCCAGAAGAGCAUCCUGGAGGAUAAUUAGUAGCAUUGAGCAGAAAGAAGAAAACAAGGGUGGCGAGGACAAAUUGAAGAUGAUCCGGGAGUACAGGCAAACAGUUGAGACAGAGCUGAAAUCAAUUUGCAAUGACAUCCUUGAUGUGCUGGACAAGCACUUAAUUCCAGCUGCUAAUUCAGGAGAGUCCAAGGUGUUCUACUACAAAAUGAAGGGCGAUUACCACAGGUAUCUUGCUGAGUUUGCCACAGGAAACGACAGGAAGGAGGCUGCAGAAAACAGUUUGGUUGCUUACAAAGCUGCUAGUGAUAUUGCAAUGACAGACCUUCAACCUACACACCCCAUUCGUUUGGGUCUCGCUUUGAACUUCUCUGUAUUCUACUAUGAAAUCCUCAACUCUCCUGACCGUGCAUGCAGGUUGGCAAAGGCAGCAUUUGAUGAUGCUAUUGCUGAACUUGACACGUUGAGUGAAGAAAGCUAUAAGGACUCCACACUCAUCAUGCAGUUGUUACGUGAUAAUCUGACACUAUGGACUUCAGACAUGCAGGGAGAUGGUGAGGAACAGAAUAAAGAGGCGCUGCAAGAUGUGGAGGAUGAGAACCAGUGAAACAUCACAGCCAAUAUGAGACUCCAGCCCACUCAACCCCUUCCCAAAGCCCACUCAUAAAGGUGGCCACUAAGCCCAACCUCAAGAAUGACACGCAACAGCUUGAUGCCGCAUUUUUUUUUGUUCGUUUGUUUGUUUGAUUUUUUUUUUUCUGGUCAUUGUUUUUGCUUUAUUUUUAUUUUAUUUUUUAAAUUAUCCAUUUAAUUAAACCAAGAAACCACUUCUGAAAGAGACAUCAACUGUAAUUUCUGAUGGGCAGAGCUUAAUUUUUUUUUCGUUUUUUUCCCCUCCUUCCUUUCUUCCUCCCCCCUCGUGUGUGUGCGUGUGUGUAUGUGUGCGUGUGUGUGUGUCCUGGUACAAUGUUCCUUUUUUAAGUUUAUUUGCUUGUUCCUCAACAUUUUAUCAGUUGCUGGAUAUAUUUUGAGUUUUUCUUAAUGUAAUUGCGAAUUAACUUUUAUUACUAUUACUGAUAUGUCUACUAUUAGGCUAUUAGUUGUUGGAGCUGUAAUAUUUGUGUUAGUGCAAUUAUCAAAUGCAGUUAAAAUGAUUAAACCUUGGAAAAGGGCAAGUCAAAAAUAAAGUGCUCUUUUUGUCAAUUUAGUUUUUCAGAGCAAGUUUGCAAGUUUCUUGAUAUCCAUGUGGAGCAAAAUGCUUAACAUCACAAAGUAGGAGUUACGUAGUGAUACUUAGCAGUGGUGCGGACUGUAAUUUGUGCUAAAAUACUGUAUUAUGCACAUAGGCUGAUGGUGGAUGGAUAGUUGCAGCUCUAAAAAUUGAAGGAGCCUUGCUGCUUUUAGAACUUAAAAUGCAGGUCUCCAUUGGCUGUUUGAAAAUAUUAAGCACUAAUAAAGUUGAUUUUAAGCUCUCAUAAGUAUAUGAAAGUCUAUUUCCCUUCUUCCCCUAAAUUGAGAUAUUGCCUCCAAUUUCUUCUGUACUUCUUGUUCAUAUUUAAUUUGAUGCUAAUUUGUACUACUGGAAAUUUGACUGGAGCCACAGACAUGGCAUCUGUAUUAUUGUUCUUAUAGAGAAACAGCAUGGAAUUAACAUUGGAGUUAAAAUAAAACUGCCUCGAAUUAAGCCUUUUGUGAUUUUAAUUUUGCAUGUUUUAUAAUGUACUGUUUCCAUGCUGAUUCAAUGGGAAACACUUCAUUUAAAAGGUAAAAUGAACACAUGAAACUGCGUUUGCAUUUCAUCUGGAAUGGGGCAAAAUCACCCAAAGACCCGACAGGCUGUAACUGUAACUUUGAGAGGUCGGUGUGGGUUUCUGGUGGAACCUUUUGAAUAAAAAUGUUUCUUUGAUUACUGACAAUUUCAUGGAGUUGGAAAAGCUUCUUGAUAGGACGGUGAUCAAACUUGUGCAGUACGUUAAACUCAAAUCAGUUUCAGCGUUCAUUUUGCAUUUUGGCAUGUAAAAUUUUAAAUCCAAUGCAUGUGAAGAAAUGAUUAGAGUCCUGAGAAUUAAGCUUGGGUCUCUUGUGGAAGAAGAAUCAAAAGCAACUUCUUGACAUGUUCACAAGCCCUGACAGUGGUGCUUGAAAGUUUGUGAGCCUUUAGAAUUUUCGGUUUCUGUAUAAAUAUGACCCAAAUAUCAUCGGAGUUUCACACAUGCCCUAAAAGUAGAUAAAGAGAACCCAACUGAACAAGACAAAAUAUUAUAAUUGGUCAUUUAUCUAAUGAUGAAAAUUGUCCAGUAUUAUAUAUCUGUGAGUAGCAAAAUGAUGUGAACUUCUAGGAUUAGCAGAUAAUCUGAAGGUGAAAUUAAUGUGUUUGCAAUCAAUGGGAUGGCAAUCAGAUGUGAGUUUUUGCUCUGUUUUAUUUAAAGAAAAGGGAUCUAUUAAAGUCUGAUCUUACACUUCCACAAACGUAUUGUGAUCAUUGCAUGAAUAAAGGAGAUUUCUGAGGA
Molecule: messenger RNA, 2798 nt
Organism: Neoarius graeffei (lesser salmon catfish)
Lineage: Eukaryota; Metazoa; Chordata; Actinopteri; Siluriformes; Ariidae
Gene: ywhae1
Product: tyrosine 3-monooxygenase/tryptophan 5-monooxygenase activation protein, epsilon polypeptide 1
Exons: 6
Coding region: 128-895 (255 amino acids)
Biological process (GO): signal transduction
Cellular component (GO): cytoplasm
Source: RefSeq, a predicted model, not a curated record